AUGAGGAAGAUGGACGCUCUCGCUCCCGCUCCGCCCUCCUUGCCGGCCACCCCGCCGGUCUCCGGCCACGCCCCAGCCACCAAACACCCUCCGGACGCCCCUAUAGCGGGCCUACCUCUUACCACCAACCCCCUAGACGAGCUCCUACCGUCUGUGGCUCCACCGCACUCGCUAUUCUUCGACCUGCCUUAUGUCAAGGCCGGGCAGGUUACGUUCCGCUGCUUCCUAGGCUGCGGCAAUGCCAUGGGCUUGGAGUUUGAAGAUGAUUGCUCCUACUACCUCCGCCUCGACAUCACCACCCCGACCCUCCACCUCGCCUCGCCACUCUACAUCGCCUUCGGCUACUCCAACCGCCACCUUGACGCCAUAGUUGUCGCUGCGCUGCUCCAGGCCGUCCUGGGCAGCUCUGCUGCUCACUUCUUCGUAGCACAAUGCUCUCCUCUGGUCUUCCGCUUCCACGUCGCUUCUGCGCGUGUUGCAGAGAUCAUCCUUGCUCAAAACAAUCUCCGCUACCGCAACUAUUCCUUCUCUUUCGUUAGAAAUCUGCCAUCACUCCCGCCUCCACCGCGCUCUGCCGCAUCAUGCAUGAUGCUUGCCCAGCUGCUCCAAAUCCCCGACGACCUGGGUCUUCAGUUUGAAGCUGUGGCUUGGUCACAGCUUCGUUCCCACGUUACCGCCCGUCCUGGCAGUCAAUCUCAUGGCUGCCGAAUGUACGCGCGAGUCAUCGAAUUUCCAUUCACUCUCAAUGCUACGACCAUGGCCCUUGUCCUUGCUCAUCUGUUUGGUGGCUCCUAUCUACAUUUUAACACCACCGACGAUGGAGACUCCUGCUUCUCCUUCACCGUUGCUUCGCCCGGCGUAGCCAAACUGAUCACCUCCAUGGGUGACUACCACAAGAGGGGCAUGCUGAUCCGCUUCCCAUGGCCUAUGCUCAUGGGUGGUGCCCGACGUCUUCUUCGUGCUGAGGUCAUGACCCCGUCGCUUGGUUCCACGUCUUCCUCUUCGUCGCCGGUCGUCACUGCAUCACUACCACCAGCGCCAUGA
This is a messenger RNA of Aegilops tauschii subsp. strangulata, 1044 nucleotides long. RefSeq lists its product as uncharacterized. NCBI's taxonomy places the organism in Eukaryota, Viridiplantae, Streptophyta, Magnoliopsida, Poales, Poaceae. The record is from RefSeq and is a predicted model, not a curated record.